Molecule: messenger RNA, 1937 nt
Organism: Schizophyllum commune H4-8
Lineage: Eukaryota; Fungi; Basidiomycota; Agaricomycetes; Agaricales; Schizophyllaceae
Exons: 11
Coding region: 270-1760 (496 amino acids)
Source: RefSeq, a predicted model, not a curated record
GACGGAGUGAAUCAGAGGAACACGCUUCUGACGUCGGCUUCGCUCUGAAUCCGUCUGCGCCGCGUCUUCACCGCCAUCGUGGGCCACAGGCCGCUCCUAGUAUCACUGGCGGAGGCGGAUGACGGGCUAUGCCGAUUCGCGCGCGUCGUAAUCGGGACCCGGUGAGCUUCUUAGCAGGAGCCGGGGAGGAGGCGGCGGUAUAUAAGAUUGAGAGGGGCGAUGACAGGUGGUGACUAUCCCCUCUCCUCCCCUCCCCUACUCUGAGAACAAUGGCGCAACCAACGGGACGGACGGGCUCGCCCGAGUUCGAGACGUACAAGGAGCAGAUUGCGUCGCCGACCAGGAAUUUGGAGGAGACGAUUCCGCCGAACAAUCGCCACCGUGCGAUUGUCUUAUGUUUCGAUGGAACUGGAGACCAGUUCGACGAGGAUAACUCGAACAUAGUCAGCUUCCUCUCCCUGCUCAAGAAGGACGACCCAUCCAAGCAGUUGGUGUAUUAUCAGUCCGGCAUCGGGACGUACAACAUCCCACAAAUCGCAAAACCCAUGAUGGCAAAGUUCAAGCGGCUACUUGACUCUAUGGUCGCCGUACACCUCAAUGCUCAUGUCAUGGGCGGCUACGAGUACAUCAUGAACCACUAUCAUGUGGGAGACAAGAUCUACAUCUUCGGUUUCUCUCGUGGAGCAUAUAUUGCCCGCGCUCUCGCCGGUAUGCUGCACAAGAUUGGCUUGCUGCCUCGCGGAAACCAGCAGCAAGUCGCAUUCGCGUACAAAAUGUACACGCGCGAAGACGACCUCGGUUGGAAGCAGUCAAACGCCUUUAAGAAAGCCUUCUGCAUCGAUGUAAACAUCGAAUUGCUAGGUGUCUGGGAUACCGUCGGCUCCGUUGGCCUCUUCCCCCGCCGCCUCCCCUUUACCACUUCCAACUCGCACGUCCGCUACUUCCGCCACGCCCUCGCCCUCGACGAACGCCGCGUCCGCUUCCAGCCCAACUUCUGGAUCCGCUCGCAUCCCGCGCAACACGCCCUCGGCGUCCAGCCCGGCGAGAUGCCGCGCUCGCGCCCCGAGCCCAAGUCCACCAAGACCAAGCUCUCCCUCCGCGAGAAGGAGCGCACGUACGACGCCGAGGCCGGGCUCUCCGCGGCCGCCCAGCACACGGACGUGCUCGAGGUCUGGUUCGCGGGAUGUCACUGCGACGUCGGCGGCGGCUCGGUGCGCAACGACGAGCGGCACAGUCUGGCGCGCAUUCCGCUGCGGUGGAUGAUCCGGCAGUGCUUCCUGCUCGAGACGGACAUCCUCUUCCACCGCGAGCUGCUGCCGAAGGUGGGCUUGGACCCGGAGACGUUGUGGCCGGUGGUGAGGCCAAAGGAUGAGGUGAAGGUGAAGCCGAUGGAGACGUCGUCUUCAUCGUCGUCUGCCGCGAGCACCAAGGACGAGGCGAGAUUCCUCGGCGAGGAGGAAGAGGACAGGCGGGACGCGCUCUCGCCGGUGUACGACCAGCUCUCGCUGAAGCCCCAUUGGUGGUUCCUCGAGGUGAUCCCCGCGAAGGUGCGGUACAAGCUCGCGGACAACGCGACCUGGCUACAGAAGCUCUUGAGCUUCCGUUGGCACCUGGGGCAAGGGCGCGUCAUCCCGAAACGACAGAAGAAGCACGGCAUACAUAUCCACAAGACGGUCAGGACCCGCAUGGAGGCGGAGGAGCUCAAGUACAAGCCGCGGGCGAAGGUCUUCGACGACGUGGAGCCAAUUUGGGUCGAGUGAGCUGAGGAUGUCGAAUAGAUGGACGGGCCGCCCGCAUAUGUAUCAUACCUAGAAGCCAAGUUUGGGGUCCAUGUAGCGUCAGCUCUCAUAAGUAUACUGUACUGCGUCGGGUAAUCGAAUGUAACAAUAUUCCUUGCUCCUCUGAGGCGAUUGAGCGGACCCUGGGACAUCCGGGCC